This is a messenger RNA of Fusarium mangiferae, 1890 nucleotides long. RefSeq lists its product as uncharacterized. Lineage: Eukaryota; Fungi; Ascomycota; Sordariomycetes; Hypocreales; Nectriaceae. The coding region runs from base 1 to 1890 and encodes 629 amino acids. The transcript has a single exon. The record is from RefSeq and is a predicted model, not a curated record.
AUGUCGCACUUCCAAUCUCUCGCGGCCCCUUGGUCGAGAAGCGCGCGCCGUGAGGAUCUCCUGAGAACGCCCGAGCCUACUCUAAAUGGCGAGACUCAACCACCAUCCCCGCCGCGUCCCCGAUUCCGAGUCAAGAGAAGGAAUGCGUCAAAUCUCAAUGCGCCCACAGAACAGUUUCUCGCGUCGGUUGCCGCUGCAGAUAUCCCCAUUCCUAGUAUCGAGGAGCCUCGUGUACUUGACGAGGAGAUGACAGAGACACUAUACCCGAUGUCACAUUUCAGCAACGUGGACGAUAUACCCUUCACGCCCCACGGUGGUUCAGAGCGCAUGUUUUCGCCUCCAAAAACUCCUGCUCCAGACCUAUUACCAACUUUGACCCCCAAACAAUAUCCAAACUGGUCUAUCGAUUCUACUCUUAGUAGCCUCGAAUCUAGUCCCGAUUAUGAGUCCAGCCGGCCUUCGACAGCUCAUUCGACACACACAAGUGCUUCCCUGCUGAGCUACUUUUCCAUCAGCUCUGAGGAUUUGAGUCAAUGCAUCAGCCCAGAUAAUGAACACGCAGACCUUGCGAAUGAGCUAUCAAAUGCCGACGACAAUAGUAAAACUCUCAAGCCUGCCAAAACGGAGGUUCCUCGAGAUACCAUUCGAAGAGCACCCUGGACAAAACCAAUGAACCAGCACCUAUGGUCUACCUAUAUGAUGUACUUGCAAGACCCCAAGGUCACACCCUUCCGUAUCGGGAAGAGCGGCAUCCCUCCCCAUGGAGUCUGCUUGCGUGUGGCCCGAGAGGCGAGGAGGAGUUGGAAGGGAUCAAAGGCUCAGACAAAUAUUGAUCUUAGUAGUGGGAGCAUCACACCCACUCAAGGAGCCGCUGGCCCAUAUGUUCAGUGGCCUCAUACUUGCGCCGCCACUCGCGCCCAAUUGCGGGAGCUUUGCAAGAUGAACGCCAGGUCUAAGGCGCGGGGUUCACAAUAUGUAGCUCCCAGCCCUUCUCCAUAUAACAAAUCCGCAGUUCGUUACUGGAAUCGUCGAACGGUCCUCGGUCGCUCCCCCUCGGUCUUCUCAGGUCAAGAUAUGGCAAUGUCAUUGGCGGUUAGCACUUCCGAUUCCAUGCAACUGCAAGGCCCUCUGGCUCAAUUAACAAACUCGCAACCUGAGCCUCAAAUCGACGAACAUUCGCUUCCUCCACCGAGUCGCGAGACCUUGGAGCCAGUUGAAAUAAAGUACACACAACUUGCAUCUCCCUUUGGAGCGCGAAGCUACGGCCCCAGCUCGUCAAGCUCGCUACCCUCAAACUUCGUUGUGGAUUCCAAAUUGCAGAGACAAACUCACACAGGCGGCCCGCGCCGGGCUCUCAUGUCUCCGGUCCGACUUACACGUAGUCGAUCAACCCACAAGCGCCGGCCCAACCAUCUGGAGGCUCGGAAGAUUAAGCGACCCAGUCUCGGCUCCGAUCUUUGGGUUGAUCCAGCCUCAAUCGUUGACCUAUCAGCCACCAAUGACCAGUUCGCAACGCCUCAGACCGAACCUGAGAUGGACUCUGACGUCGUUGUCCCACGCAAGAAUCUCCAACAGCUUUUCGAAGCUUCGCAGCCACUAGCUACUCAGCAGCAAACGCUGGCUCCUCCAGUUGGAGACGUGCCCCCUCGAUUAGGCUCACCUUUCGCUCUUGGAGGAUCUAGUUUUUCCUUCCCGAAUCGCCUGUCACAUGGAGCUGCCAACGAUUCUGACGCUCUUCGCCGGCCGUUUGCAACCGUCCAACAAUCCAGCGAAAGCAACCACGGAGUUACCCGAUCAUCGCUAGCAAGCCGACUGGCUUAUAUCGACGAAAGACUUAAGGAUUUCCGUCGUCGAGACCAACCACGUCGACGUUCUGAGUCACCACUUUAA